GAAAGAGAUUGUAUUUGUGUGGAAAAAGGUAAUUGAUUAGAUGAGAUGCCGGGUUACACAUAUAUAGGGCUGAGGAGAUCUUGAGGUUUAUAGAAACACCACCAAUCAAGGAUCUCCUCAUAUCUCUCUAACCAACUAUGACUGGGUCGGCCGGCUGAACACGUCCAGGCACUGGACCCACACACACAUGUACACGGCAAUGUCUAACACGCCCCCGCAGUCGAAUUGUCGGUAGAACAGACGUUUAGACUGGACCGGAACUCCGUAAAGACUGACGAAGGCAGUCCCUUGGUGAAGAUGUCGGCGAACUGAGACGUCGUAGGGACGUGAAGAACACGGACAUCACCAAGUGCAACGCGCUCCCGAACAAAGUGUAGGUCGAUCUCCACAUGUUUGGUGCGCUGGUGCUGAACGGGGUUUGAAGACAUGUAGACUGUGCUGAUGUUAUCGUAGUACACCAGAGUUGUCUUGCGCAGAGGGGUGUGCAGCUCAGACAACAGUUGGCGUAACCAGGUAGCUUCAGCAACGGCAUUGGCGACCGCUCGAUACUCAGCCUCAGCACUGGAGCGGGAAACUGUAUUCUGACGCUUGGACAACCACGAGACCAGAUUGUCACCCAGAAAUACCGCAUAGCCAGAGGUGGACUUGCGAGUGUCAGGACAACCAGCCCAAUCAGCAUCAGAAUAGACAACCAAGUCGGACUGAGAAGAGGGGCGCACAAACAGGCCCAUAUGCAGGGUGCCGCGGACGUAACGCAGAAUGCGCUUGAGAGUGGCAAGAUGAGGCUCCCGUGGAUCAUGCAUAUGAAGGCAGACUUGCUGAACUGCAUAGGAAAUAUCCGGCCUGGUGAAGGUCAGAUACUGAAGGGCGCCCGCAAGACUGCGAAAGUCCGUCGGAUCAGACACUGGAGCGCCAUCCGCAGAGAGCUUCGGAUUCACAUCAACCGGCGUUGAGCAAGGCUUGCAGUCAACCAUUCCAGCACGCUCUAGAAUCUCAAUCAUAUACUGCCGCUGAGAGAGAAAGAGACCGGAGCCUGUGUGCUGUACAUGCAUACCCAGGAAAUGAUGAAGACCGCCUAAGUCCUUCAUGGAGAACUCCUGCUGAAGGGCAUCAAUAAUGCGCCGCAGUAAACCCGUAGAGGAGGCUGUCAGCACAAUGUCGUCGACAUAAAGCAGGAGAUAGGCAGUAUCCGCUCCACGGUGAUAGACGAAAAGAGACGUGUCUGACUUGGCUUCAAUGAAACCGAGCCGCAGGAGGUGAGAGGCAAAUCUGCUGUACCAUGCGCGGGGCGCCUGCUUCAGUCCAUAGAUAGAGCGAUUGAGCCGACAAACGUAAUCAGGAUGAGCAGUCCUCAAAUCCGGAAGGCUGAGCGCAAUAAACUGUCUCGGACAAAGUGCCGUGGAGGAAGGCAUUGUUGACAUCGAGCUGAUGGAUGGGCCAGGAGCGUGAGACAGCCAAAGAGAGGACAGUCCGUACAGUGGCUGGCUUGACGACGGGACUGAACGUCUCUGCAAAAUCAACACCGGGUCGCUAGGUGAAGCCACGAAGAACCCAGCGUGCCUUGUAACGCUCAAGAGAACCAUCUGCUUUGAAUUUGUGCUUGAAUACCCAUUUGCCCGUCACCACAUUGGACCGAGGUGGUCGAGGAAGGAGAGCCCAUGUGUGGUUGGACAGAAGCGCUGAGUAUUCGGCCUCCAUGGCGGCUCGCCAGUUCGGAUCGGCGAGUGCAGCGCGGUAGCUCCGGGGAAUGGGUGACAGUUGUGCAGCCUCAAACAGUGCGGGCUGGCGAAAGCCGCGCUUGCCACACGUGACCAUGUCAUGUUGGUUGGUCACAGGGGGGACUGGCACUGCACCGGUAGGAAGGGGCGCCGGAGCUGGAGAACCGACCGCCGGGACGGGCGACGGGGCGGGAGCCGGCGCUGGGGAAGCUAUCGGGGCCGGGGCCGGUGUCGGAGAAGCCGCCGGAGCCGGGGCCGGGCGCUGGGAGUAGAUGAGGCCGCGGUACCGGCCAGUGACCGGUGGGCAACCCCCACUGGCGGGCGACGAAGCGGAGACCGCGUGGGGCGGUGAAGCGGAGGCCCGUGGCAGGGGCCCAAUAGGCGGCCCAGCAUGGGACCGAGCGAACGGCGGCCCAGCAGGGGGCCGAACAGGUGGCCAUGACGGGAGCGGGGCCAAGGCUAGCGCUUCAGCUGCCGGGCCUUGGGCCAUGACGCCGGGGGCGCGGUGGGCCGCACCAGAGGGGGAGCCCUGAGCUCCAGUAGUGCCAGCCGCAUGUGGCGAUGCGGGGAUGGCACCAGAAUGUCCUGCAGAGGAAAAAGGUGGUGACAGCGCAAGGGGAGCCGGCAUCGGGUUAGAAGAAUCCUCCAAAAAAUCAAAUGCCGCACGUGGGGGGGGGGAGAGGGGUCCUCAGAAAAGGGAAAAGAGGACUCCUCGAAAACCACAUGGCGCGAGAUGAUGACCCGGUUUGUGUGACGAUCAAGGCAAAGAUAUCCCUUGUGGUGCGGGGAAUAGCCAAGGAAAACACAUAAGGAGGAGCGGGGGGCUAAUUUGUGAGGGGCUGUGGCGGAAAGGUUAGGGUAACACUUGCAACCAAAAACCCGAAGAUGCUCGUACGAGGGAUGAGACCCGAGAAGGGCGAAGUGAGGUGUAGAGAAGUUGAGAGUUUUGGUUGGAAGAAUGUUAAGGAGAUACGUGGCAGUGCUGAGAGCCGCAGCCCAAAAGGUGGGGGGGAUGCUGGCCUGAAACAGCAGAGAGCGAACGAUAUUAUUAGUGGUGCAAAUGAUGCGUUCAGCUUUACCGUUCUGGGCCGAAGUGUAGGGACACGACAUGCGAAGGUGAAUGCCGUGGGAUAGGAAGAAUGUGCGGGCGCUGAAGUUGUCGAAUUCGCGGCCGUUGUCGCACUGAACUCCCUGAAUGGGGACCCCAAACUGUGUGCGAACAUAAGCAAAAAAGUUAGAGAGGGUGGUGAAAGUGUCAGACUUUAGGCGCAAAGGAAAUGUCCAAAGGUAAUGAGAGCAGUCGUCAAGAAUAACCAGAUAAUACUUGUGACCAGAGAUGCUAGUGACAGGAGAUGUCCAAAGAUCACAAUGAAUUAACUGAAAAUUGCGUGUAGCCCGCGAAGACGACGCAUGAAAGGGUAGACGGGUAUGGCGACCUAGCUGACAAGCAUGACAAAGAGUAUCGCUAGCACUUUUAUUACAAGAAAUAGCGGAUGAAUGGGCUAGUUUUGACAAAACUUCAUGUCCGGGGUGCCCAAGACGCUGAUGCCAAAAGCGAGGAGGAGGUGGACGCAUGAAGAGCAGAAGCCGGGAGCCACAAGGGGUAGAGGGGUCUGAAGCUAUCACAUCUGACGAUUUCCCUCCGAGUAGGAAGAUCCUUCACAGAACAGCCAAAGGGGUCAAACUCCACAGAACAGUUGUUAUCAGAGGUAAACUGGCGAACAGAAAUGAGGUCUUUAAUAAGGUUCGGAGAAACAAGCACAUUAUUGAGACGAAGUUUAUGAGAAAGGUGUGAUGCCAGUGGAAGUAACUGGAAUAAGGUUCCCGUUACCGACAACGAUGUUAGAAGGAGAAUGACAAGAUGAAGUAAUAGUGUGCGAGAGGAUACCAGCAUCGGAGGUCAUAUGAUUAGUGGCACCGGAAUCGAAAUACCACUCAUGUUGCGGUGGCUGCUGUAGGGUCAUGGUCUGGAAAUUGGCCGCUAGGGCCUGUUGAUCCCACCCUGCCGCGGGUGGGCCGUACGGCGCGACGGGAGGCGGGACGCCCCACUGACCGGCCCACUGCCCGUGUGGUCCAGCAGCAAGCAGGGCGUGGGGCGGUUGGGCCGGCCCAGCGGGAGGAUGAGGCGCGGUGGGAGCCUGCGGCCCGGGCCACAUGUGGAUCGACCCGGACCACGGGUUAUAGAGGUUGGGCCAGACGCCGGUGGGAGCCUGUCCCGCAGCGCCCCUGGAGGCAGCAGAGCCGGCGCCGCCGCUGUUGCCACCGGAGCCCUGGGUGGUGCGGCCGCCGCGCUUGCCGCGUUGGCCACGCUGCUGGGGGGCGCCGCCGCCAAAUCCGCCACCGGAGCUGCCCCCGGAGGCCGCCUGUUGGGGGAAACGCCGGGGCGGCUGUGACGGCGGGGGCCGAGAAGCGGCUGACGGCGGGUUGGGGACGGGCGGCUUGGGGCUGCCGGUCCCCGAGGCAGCAAGAGCCGCGGCGGGGGCGGCCUUGUCCAUGGUGAGCUCCUCCAACCGCAGGUCGUCGCGAACCUGCAGGAAGGAGGGGAAUGGAUUGCUGCGGCGGAGAUGGAGGCCGAUGGCGGUGAAGCGCUCGUUGAGGCCUCGGAUGAUGUUGAGGACGAGGGUGUGGUCAGUGAUGUGUUCGCCGAGGUCGCGGAGGUCCUCGGCCAUCCGCUUGUAGCGGCGGCAAUACUCGGCGACGGGGAGAUCUCCCUGCUGGAAGGCUCGAAACUCCUGGUCGGCGUAGAGGGCGCGGGUGGUACGAUUCCCGAGAAACUGGGACUCGAUGGCGAGCCAGGUGACACGGGCAGUGGCACCGCGCUGGGAGACGGUGUCGGCGAGAUCGUCGGAGAUGGUGCCGAGGAGCCAGGUGUGGACGACUCAAUCCAUGCGCACCUAGUCCAGGGAGGUGGGCGCGACGUCGUCGGAGAGGACGUGGCGCUCCAAGGAGAACUUCCCGACGGUGAGGAGGAACGACUCGCGCCACCGGGCGUAGAAGGUGGAGGUGACGUCGAGGAGCAGCGGCACGAGGGCGCGGAUGUUCUGCACGGCGACGGCCUGAGCGUGCAGGUUCAGGAGAGCCGCGGCCUCAUGUUGAAGAAGGGCUGCGUCGAAGGCGGGAAGAUCGCCGGCGUCGGCGGCGGCGUCCUCGUCGCGGGGGGGCUCCGCGGCCGCGCGCUCACGGGCAGCGCGGUCGAGGGCGUCGCGAAGGCGAGCAUCGGCCGCGUCGCGCUCGGUUUGAGCAAGGGCGGCCUCGCGCUCUGCUUCCGCCGCGCGGGCGAGAGUGGCGUCGCGGUUGGCCUUGGCCGCGCGCUCGCGGUCCUCCUGUGCAGCUCGAGCCUCCUCAUCGCACUGGAGGGCAGCAGCGUCGGCGGCGGGAUCCUGAGGGGCGGCGGGAUCGCCUGGCAGCGGCGAGUUGGCCAUGGAGCAGCGCCGGAGGAGAUGGCGCGCUGGGUGCGGAAGAGAAGCAGGGCUGAGGAGAUCUUGAGGUUUAUAGAAACACCACCAAUCAAGGAUCUCCUCGUAUCUCUCUAACCAACUAUGACUGGGUCGGCCGGCUGAACACGUCCAGGCACUGGACCCACACACACAUGUACACGGCAAUG
Molecule: messenger RNA, 5322 nt
Organism: Phragmites australis (common reed)
Lineage: Eukaryota; Viridiplantae; Streptophyta; Magnoliopsida; Poales; Poaceae
Exons: 2
Coding region: 4283-5251 (322 amino acids)
Source: RefSeq, a predicted model, not a curated record